Messenger RNA from Oncorhynchus masou masou (cherry salmon), 4472 nucleotides. Its product is annotated as myocyte-specific enhancer factor 2B-like. Lineage: Eukaryota; Metazoa; Chordata; Actinopteri; Salmoniformes; Salmonidae. Gene Ontology annotation, molecular function: DNA-binding transcription factor activity, RNA polymerase II-specific; protein dimerization activity; RNA polymerase II cis-regulatory region sequence-specific DNA binding. The transcript is spliced from 9 exons. The record is from RefSeq and is a predicted model, not a curated record. Gene Ontology annotation, biological process: positive regulation of transcription by RNA polymerase II. Bases 288 to 1568 code for a protein of 426 amino acids.
UGGAAAUGUACGAGCAGUUGAAAGGAGCGCUCCUGAAUCAUUAUCGAGAAUCAGGUGGACAUUUCUAGCCACGGCACCGCGUAUUCACUUCAACGACAACGAAUAGUUCUUGAUUUUUUUUAAGACAUUCCAAAAAAUUGUUAAAUAGACACUGCUGUCAUAUUUAUCCGUCAAUACCGGCUCAAACACAGAGUAACCUACAGUUAAGAACAGGGCAGAACGUGACACCGGAGAGAUAUCAAAGAACAGUGUUAAGCCAUCUGUCAGACACGCAGACCGUAAACACAAUGGGAAGGAAAAAAAUACAAAUCUCUCGUAUCCUAGACCAGCGGAAUCGACAGGUGACAUUCACCAAGCGUAAGUUUGGCCUGAUGAAGAAAGCGUAUGAGCUGAGUGUACUGUGUGACUGUGAGAUCGCUCUCAUCAUCUUCAACAGCACCAACCGUCUGUUCCAGUACGCCAGCACUGACAUGGACAAGGUCCUGCUCAAGUACACAGAGUACAGCGAGCCUCACGAGAGCAGGACCAACACAGACAUACUGGAGACUCUGCGGAGGAAGGGCCUUGGCCUGGACGGGACAGAGCUGCUGGACACGGAGGAACCCAUGCAGGAGGCAGCAGAGAAGUAUGGCCCACACAGCGAGGGCAUGGACCUCUCCCUGGCCCGCCAGCGCUACUACGCCCCCUCCUUGCACUCACCAGAGGCCCAGUUCCUGGUGUCUACUGGCUGUGAGAAUGGAUACCCCAACUCCUCCAACCCCAGCCCGAGCUCCCACAGACCCCCGGCCUUCAAGCCCCUGGGCCCCAGACCAGGCUCAGCCAGCCCUGCAGGGCCCCACUGCCAUGCUGCUUUCAUGUCCCCACACUCAGGUAUUGGCAACUCUAUGUUCUCCCAUGGCAACCUGAGCCGGGCCUUGGAGAUGAAGACUCCUCCCCCUUUGAAUCUGGGCAGUGAGAACCGGCGGACAGAGAGCCACCCAGGCAUGGGUGGCACACGCGCCAACUUUAGCAGUUCUAGAGGCCUCCUGUACCCGGGCAUGCACCCAGGGAACCACAUGCUGGCAAUGGGGAAGACAGGUCUGCUGAGUCAUGGUCUGGGGGGCUACAGCCUCUCCUCUGCUGGACCAUCUGACUACAGUCACCCAGGUUUCUCCCAUGCUGUGAGUCUACAUCGUGGGACUGUGAACUCAUGGCAGACAGCACAACCACAGGAGCAGCAUGUACCUCACCUCAGCCCAGCGAUGUCCAGUGGAGGGUGCUCUUUUCCUUCUCAGUCCUCAACCCCCACCCCUCCUCUUCACCCCUCCCUCAACCUCAGCAUCAAAUCAGAGCGCUGCUCCCCGGAGCACAUCUGCUCCCCGACCUCUCCGCCCGUGCGCCACUUGAGGCAGCACUCUCCAAUGAGCACCUCCAAUUCCGCUCACCACACCCCCCAGGAGCCCUACCCAGCCAAUGAGAGAGAGGAUUUCCCCAAAGGAGGUGUUCCCUACCCGGGUCAGCACGGGGCAGAGGAGAAAGGAGGGCUGCCCCUGAGGCAAAUAGAAAUCAGCGAUGGGUGGCAAAGAUAGCUGGCAACGACUACCACACAAAAGAAUCCUGCCACAUGGUUUCCAACACACAGAGAGAGGUGAAUGGGGAGAUGGGGUUCACUCGUUCACAUCAUCCCAGAGGAAAGAAAGACCCCCUUAGAGCUGGGCUGGACUCUCCAUUGUAGGCAAUGGACAUGUGGCACUGCCUCUCUGAUUUGGAUACAGUGAGGAGAUACCGUGGGUGUGUUGUUGUUGGGUUGGUUUGUCUGUGUGUUGGUUCAAAGGGGUGUCAAACCACACAUCAAUGUGGUUCUCCUCCUGCUUGGGCUACAGCACAAAGCAGAGCAGGGGUGAGAGCAUCAGUCAUUUAGCCACAUAACUUAGAGCACAGUGUUUCAGAUUAAUGCUUCACAUUCAGGUCCCCAUUUAAUGUACAUAUAUAUUAUUUUAAUGCUUAGUUUAUCCUUCAGCCCAAAAUCAAUGAAGUGGUCAGCUCACAGGAGACCAAUUAGGGAGCAGCAAGGUUCUAUUCAUCUAUCAUGGUCUCAAUGGGCAUGGCCUCAUGAUAGUGAGUGGGAAGUUGGUCUGGAUAGGAAUUGAUCACAGAAAAACAAAAAUGUAAUCUGCACUUAUGGAUUUUUGCAUUGAAAAUCUGUGCAUUUUUAAGUCUCUCAGGGAUUUAGAUAAUUGGUUCCAUUACAAAGGUUUAGUGUUGCUUUUAAUAAUACUGAGCAAAGCUGUUUGUUUUUACACUAUAUCCUGCAUAGUUUAAUUAUUUCUUUUUGGACACUGGCCUUAAUCAUGAAAAAUUAUGACAUCAAUUUAAGACCAAAGGAUAUGUAAUGUGUUUAUUUUCUUAAAUAUGAAUAUUCAAUAUAAACCAAAGUUUAGCAUCUAAUGUAUUUCUAAAAAUAUCUAAAGGCAUGUAAGAAUUAUCCAUCCAUAGUAAUCAUUAUACAACUUCAAUCUAUUCCCCCUUGUGAACAAUUAAGGUCCAUAUUCAGUAUCACCAUUUUAUAAAGUUGAGCUUUUUUUUGUUUAAAUAAAUUAAAAAGCUCAGGGCUGGACUAUCGCAUUUGGGGUCACUGGGGAACCGAUCUCCAGGUACCCUGCUUUUCAACAUAUUUUCUAUUGGAAAAAUGUGCAGUUUUAUAUCAAAUCAAAUCAAAUGGUGUAGUAGACCUUACAGUGAAAUGCUUACUUACAAACCCUUAACCAACAAUGCAGUUUUAAGUAAGAUAUUUUUUUUAAAGUAAGAGACAAAGAAUAACAAAUGAUUAAAGAGCAGCAGUAAAUAACAAUAAUGGAGCUACAUACAGGGGGUACCGGUUACCCCGGUGUCGAGGUAAUAUAGUUACCCCGGUGUCGAGGUAAUAUAGUUACCCCGGUGUCGAGGUAAUAUAGUUACCCCGGUGUCGAGGUAAUAGAGGUAAUAUGUACAUGUAGGUAGAGUUAUUAAAGUGACUAUGCAAAGAUAAUAACAGAGAGUAGCAGCAGCGUUCUGGGAGGGGCAGUGCGAAUAGUCUGGGUAGCCAUUGGAUUAGCUGUUCAGGCAUCUUAUGGCUUGGGGGUAGAAGCUAUUUAGGAGCCACUUAGACCUAGACUUGGCGCUCCGGUACCACUUGGUCCUGGACUUGGCGCUCCGGUACCGCUUGCCAUGCAGUAGCAGAGGGAACAGUCUAUGACUAGGGUGGCUGGAGUCUUUGACAAUUUUUUGGGCCUUCCUCUGCACCACGUGGUAUAGAGGUCCUGGAUUGCAGGAAGCUUGGUCCCAUUGAUGUACUGGGCCGUACACACUACCCUGUGUAGUGCCUUGUGGUCGGAGGCCGGGCAAAAACCUUUUGAGGAUAUGAGGACCCAUACCAAAUCUUAUAUUACAAUUCUACAUUUUGUCAUGAGGCUAAGAGAAAAUGUUACAUUUUUAAAGCACAUUUUCUGCUAUUCUACACUUUUUGGUAUGGUUCAUAGAGAAAAAUGUACCGUUUUGUAGCUCAUCUCAUGCUAUUGUUCACAUUUUGCCAAGAGGUCGAGAUAAAUUUUUGCAGUUGUAAAGCAAAUUUCCUGCAAUUCUACACAUUUUGGUUUCAUAUGAUAUCUGGGGGGGGAACCCGACCUCCAGGUGGCCCCCAACCCCUGUGUGCCCGUUUGGUAAUCCAGCCCUGCAAAAGCUAUUUAUUCAUGUGUGGAAAGGGAAGCAUUUGAUUAAUUGUCAGUGGGGCAAUGAGAAUAAGGUAUGUUGAGAAUCAGACAGAAUCAGACCGAAUCAGACACCUGUCAAAGAAACUUUUGUCUAUGAAAAAAAACAAGACACUUUUUAUUGCUUGUGUGAGUUUGUGUUUUUGAUUAUUCUUUUUUUAAUGAUGUUUGUGUAGUAUGCACUGGAUUUUUGGUGUGUUAUUGUUUCAUUUAUCCAUUUUGUGUUUAAAAAGUCUGCAAAAAUGUAUAAUGUAAAAUUACCUUGUAUCCAUUUUGUUUCUCAUUGUGGGUUUGUGUGUACAUUGAAGUUCACUAUUUUGUCCACAAGAGGGCAACAUAUUUCACACUAUCACUCUGGAGGCAAGACAAAAUGCAGGACAGAAUCAGCCAUUACUAGUGGUUGUUAAUUCAUCUGACAAAAAUGACAGGUUCAAGCAGUGGACUGUGAUGGUAUUAAGAUAAAACUGCAUCAUUAGUGUAUUGAAGACAUACACAUAGAGCACUUCAAGUUAUGGUUGACAACAUGAAAUUAAUUUGUAUAUAUGUGUCCAUAUUGACACAAAUUAUACUGAACAAAAAUAUAAACACAACAUGUAAAGUGUUGGUCCCAUGUUUCGUGAACUGAAAUAAAAGAUCCCAGAAAUGUCUUACAUAAAGCUUAUUUCUCUGAAAUGUUGUGCACAAAUUUGUUUACAUCCCUGUUCGUGAGCAUUUCUGCUUUGCCAAGGUAAACCAUCCAUAUGACAG